AUGCCCUGGUUCGUCAGCGUGAAAUCCACAUUGGCAUCGUUACCAAACUUCGAGAGGCUCGACAUCAUCGUCGAGGGUUCUCACUCGUCUCAAGGACGCCAAGCUUCACUUCCCCGCUUCCAAGGCUGGCCUGUCUACAAGUCGAUCAAGAGUCUCCGAUUUCUCUGCGCUUGCUCUGCAGAAGGCCAGGCUGUAUCAACUGACCUUACUUCCGCGUGGGGUGGCAGUCAACUGAUUGGCAAGCUUCCGAAUAUCACCAGUCUUCAUAUUCACGGCAUCACACAACUCAAGCUCUUCAACGAUCCCGUGCCCUGUCACGGCUACCCAACCUUGGUUCAUCUCAGACGCCUAAAGCUAACAAACUGCCGAUUCAUCUUCGCAACUUCUUUCAGCCUUCUGCUUGAGUGCUGCAGAUCGCUGGAGGUCUUCAUCUUCAGUCGGGACGAGUCCCCCGAGGGUAGCAUCAUCCAAGAGCUGAGUUGUAACAAUUGGAACCUCGAUUUGGAGAUCACCCCACGUCAAAUAGUUGAUCAAAUCAGCAUAAAGGUACCCAAAGCCCUGAAGCAUUUGGUUAUCGGACCAUGGCUUGGGUGGGAGGGAAUCUUGAAGAGGUUCAUCUUUGUCAAGAUGUGGUACUUGAACCCCAAAGUGCAUGGCCCCCGAUGA
This is a messenger RNA of Colletotrichum abscissum, 666 nucleotides long. RefSeq lists its product as uncharacterized. Lineage: Eukaryota; Fungi; Ascomycota; Sordariomycetes; Glomerellales; Glomerellaceae. The coding region runs from base 1 to 666 and encodes 221 amino acids. The transcript has 3 exons. The record is from RefSeq and is a predicted model, not a curated record.